This is a messenger RNA of Leptinotarsa decemlineata (Colorado potato beetle), 629 nucleotides long. RefSeq lists its product as uncharacterized. The record is from RefSeq and is a predicted model, not a curated record. NCBI's taxonomy places the organism in Eukaryota, Metazoa, Arthropoda, Insecta, Coleoptera, Chrysomelidae.
GAGAUCAAGAACUCCACCAAAAAAUAGAAUGAGAAGAUCCAGGAGCAGGGAUGAUCAUCUUAAAAGUAAUAAACAUCAUAAUCAGUAUGAACACGGCUUCUCUUUCAGAAGUGGGAGAGGGGAAAAAUGGAAAGAUUCUGCUAGUCGAAAUUCACAUAGGAGCCGAAAUAGUAGUUCAGACAGAAACAGAAAUACUAAUAUCGAUGGAAUAAGCAUAAGUAAUGACAGGAAAAAUCCAAGAACUUCUCAAACACGAAAGUCAUCUCCAACAUCUUCUGAAAGAAAUGUUCGUAAAGUAUCUGAAAGAGAUCAAAUACUAUCAAAAUGGCGAAAUAAUUAUUGCAGAAAUGAUAAAAAUCUCUCCGAUAAGUUACAAGAACUUGCAUCUUUAUCUGUUGAAGACAUAUUAAAAAGAGAGAAAAACAUUUGGACACGAUCAACACCUGCUGAGCUUUUUUAUAAGAGAGAUGAAAAUAAUAUGAAAUUAGUCAGUGCUACUUCAAAGUUAGAAACACUUUGUAACAUUUUUAAUGAGACUUUGGUUUUGCGUGCAAGAAGGGCUAGGUCACUGUUACCGAAGUAUGAACCACCUCCAAGAAAAAACAGAGCUAGACUUUGCAAACACAAAA